UUCCCCAGCCGGUGCCCUACCCGCUCGCCCACAGCGGGGGUUGGCCGAUUUCAGGCACCACACAGCGGGCGUUCCGAGGGCCGGAAUCCAAUCAGCGAGCACCCGAUUGAUGGACAUCGGCACCGACUCCACAUAGCCUCCUGCUUCACUCAUAAAAUGACCUGAGCACCUCAAAUGGCGGGCCCCAGGUUUCUCAACCGGGUUCACAACUCCUUCAUGUCCCUGGAAUAGCAAAAGGCCGGCGAGGACCGGUGCACUGUAGGUAUUUGCAAGAUGACGAAGGUCUUCAGCGCAGAAGAAGUUGCAAAACACACUUCAUCAGACAGCUGCUGGGUAGUGAUCCAUGGAAAUGUUUACGAUGUGACCGAGUUUCUACCAGAGCAUCCUGGCGGGUCGAGAAUUAUCUUGCAGCUCGCGGGGCGGGACGCAACAGCCGAGUUCGAUCCGAUCCACCCGCCAGGCACGUUGGAGGAAAACCUCAAACCGGAGGCAAAAUUGGGCACGGUGGACCCAGAGAGCCUCAGGAAGCUCCAAAAACAGAGUGCCGGCCAUGGCCAACCCGCCAGCGCGGAGUCGGAUGAGAAGAAAGCGGCCCCACCCCUCCACACACUGCUGAACCUCGACGAAAUCGAAGCCGCGGCCCGUACCCAAGUCUCGCGCAAGUGCUGGGCAUACUACUUCUCCGCCGCCGACGAUCUGUACAGCAAGACCUACAACAACACCGUCUACCGCAACAUCCUGCUCCGGCCGCGCGUGUUUGUGGACUGCACCGUGGCCCGCACGGCAACCACGCUGCUGGGCCACCGGGUGGGCACGCCGCUGUACGUGUCGCCGGCGGCCAUGGCGCGGCUGGCGCACCCAGACGGCGAAGCCGGCAUCGCACGGGGCAUUGCGCGGUUCGGCGCCAUGCAGUUAGUGUCGCACAACGCGAGCAUGACGCCCGAGCAGAUCGUGGCCGACGCCGCACCGGGCCAGGUCUUUGGGUGGCAGCUGUACGUGCAAAACACCCGGGCCAAGAGCGAGGCCAUGCUGGCGCGCAUCGGCAAGCUGCGCGAGCACUUCAAGUGCGUCGUGCUGACGCUCGACGCGCCCGUGCCCAGCAAGCGCGAGCACGACGAGAAGGCCGCGCUCGAGGCGCAGCUCAUUAUCGAGGCCAGCAGGAGCCAGGAGGAGAGGGACAAGGAGAAGAGCGGCGGGCGCCCCGGGUCCGAUAGCGGCGUCGGCCAGCAGUUGUUUUGGGGCACGGCGGCGGACUUGACCUGGGAGACCACCCUGCCCUGGCUGGCGAAGCAUACGGAUCUGCCAAUUGUGCUGAAGGGAAUUCAGACACACGAAGACGCCUACCUGGCGGCCCAGUACGCCCGCAAACACCCCGGCUCCGUCAAAGCCGUGAUCCUAUCUAACCACGGAGGCCGGUCGCUCGACACGGCGCCUCCGGCCGUUCACACGCUGCUUGAGAUCCGGAAGUACUGCCCCGAGGUGUUUGAUACGAUCGAGGUGUGGGUGGAUGGCGGCAUCAAGCGCGGGACUGACGUUGUCAAGGCGCUGUGCCUCGGCGCCAAGGCGGUUGGCGUUGGGCGUGCCGCGCUUUGGGGGCUUGGUGCCGGCGGGUGGAAGGGGGUUGAGCGGACGUUCGAAAUCCUGCAAGGAGAGAUUGAGACAUGUAUGAAGCUGCUUGGCGCCAAGGAUAUCUCGGAACUGGGCCCGCGAUUCAUCAACAGUCGAAUGGUGGAGCGAGACAUUUUCGAUGGCGGCGCCGGGCUUGACAAGUCAGGGUUGUGGACGUCUCGCGCCAAGCUUUAGCGAACCGGCGAUUGUGCGUUGCCAAGGACGCGGGGAACUGGCGAUCAUCGUCAGGGUAGACACGGAGAUCUCAUGUCUGCCGAGGUAUACAUAGAUUUGACGUUGCUGCUUCACAUGUGGGAAUCU
Molecule: messenger RNA, 1929 nt
Organism: Canariomyces notabilis
Lineage: Eukaryota; Fungi; Ascomycota; Sordariomycetes; Sordariales; Chaetomiaceae
Exons: 4
Coding region: 274-1803 (509 amino acids)
Molecular function (GO): heme binding; oxidoreductase activity
Source: RefSeq, a predicted model, not a curated record